AUGUGGUCCAACUUCUUCAUACAGCAGGAUGAGGAUGGUCGUAUCGGGGUGGCAGGGGCUGUCCAAGGUGGGGGUUUAGCUGGGAUAAAAGGUGGAAGGGGACAGAGGAGGACCCAGAAGAUGAGUGACAGCCAGGAGGGAAAGAUCAAGCUGGCCUUCUUUGUGUCUAUCAUUGGAGUGACCCUGACAGUGUUGGGCAUGGGGACAGAGUUUUGGGUGGAGCUGGCUCAACCAAAGAAUUUCAGCGGCAACCAGACAUGCCAGAUGGCCCAUUACGGCCUGUGGAAGGGCUGCGUCCGCACCCUAUGGGUGUCCGACAUAGACCCAGAAAGGACGAGCUGUGGCCCUGCUGAACUACCUGGAGAAACCAACUGCACCUACUUCAAAUUCUUCACCUCUGGGGAGAAUGCAGUCAUAUUCAAGAAGACAACUAACAAGAAGCUCAAUCUAGCAGCAGCUAUCUUGGCCCUUUUGAGUCUGACCAUGAUGGUAAUGGGCUCCAUCUGUAUCGCCAUGUCCCUCAGCAAAGGAGUACCCUUCUUUCUCAAGCCAGCCUCCUUCUGUUUCAUCCUAUCAGGUGUACUGGUCCUUCUCUCCAUCCUGAUAUUCCACCAGUCUGUGCUGUCCUUGCUGUCCAGUGACCACUCCAUACCUCUACACCAUGAGCUCUCAUGGUCUGUGGCCUGUGUGGGCUCGGCGGGAGCCAUCCUUAUUUUUGGUGGAUUCCUCUUCAUUAUCAUCUCCCUUCCUUUCAGCCCCUGGCAGAAAUGCUUGCCACACAAUAAUAGCACCACCUAG
Molecule: messenger RNA, 798 nt
Organism: Cyclopterus lumpus (lumpfish)
Lineage: Eukaryota; Metazoa; Chordata; Actinopteri; Perciformes; Cyclopteridae
Gene: cacng6b
Product: calcium channel, voltage-dependent, gamma subunit 6b
Exons: 4
Coding region: 1-798 (265 amino acids)
Biological process (GO): regulation of calcium ion transmembrane transport via high voltage-gated calcium channel
Cellular component (GO): membrane; L-type voltage-gated calcium channel complex
Molecular function (GO): calcium channel regulator activity
Source: RefSeq, a predicted model, not a curated record